Molecule: messenger RNA, 2130 nt
Organism: Prunus armeniaca (apricot)
Lineage: Eukaryota; Viridiplantae; Streptophyta; Magnoliopsida; Rosales; Rosaceae
Source: the annotation of a GenBank genome assembly
AUGGCAAGGCAAAUGGACACAGAGUCUGCUUCUGUUUUACGGGGUUUUCGACCGAAUCUGUACAAGACAACUCUAUGCCUUGCUUAUCAGAGCCUUGGUAUUGUUUAUGGGGAUCUAAGCAUAUCCCCCAUAUAUGUCUACAAAAGCACUUUCUCAGGUGAUCUGAAUCUUUAUGAGGACGAUCAUGAGAUUCUUGGAGUACUUUCUAUCGUUUUCUGGACUUUGACUCUUAUCCCCCUUUGCAAGUACAUUAUAUUUGUGUUAGGAGCAGAUGACAAUGGUGAAGGUGGAACUUUUGCUUUGUAUUCAUCACUAUGCCGGCACUCAAGAAUGGGCCUUUUGAACACAGUUCAUCCUGCACAUGAACGUAUAUCUUCUUACUGUUCUGAAAUACCUACCAAGGAUACAAGAAUGAGCUUACUCAUAAAAGAAUUCUUUGAGAAGCAUAAGAGUUCUCGAAUAGUAUUGCUACUUGUAGUUUUCCUAGGAACUGGCAUGAUAAUUGGUGAUGGUAUCCUUACUCCAACAAUGUCUGUUCUUUCUGCAGUUUAUGGAAUCAGAAUUAAAGCUCCGGAUUUACAUGAGAGCAUGUACAAUAUCUUCCGCUGGAACCCUCGUGUUAUAGGUGCUUUGUCACCCUACUAUAUUUAUAACUUCUUUAGAAAAACUGGAAGAAUUGGGUGGAGUUCCCUUGGAGGCGUUGUUCUUUGUCUGACAGGUACAGAAGCAAUGUUUGCUGAUCUUGGGCAUUUUUCCAAACUCUCUAUCAGGAUUGCAUUUACAGGCCUUGUUUAUCCUUGCUUAGUCCUGGCAUACAUGGGAGAAGCUGCUUAUCUCUCCAAGAACAAAAUGGAUAUUAGUAGCAGUUUUUACAAGGCCAUCCCUGAGGUUAUGUUUUGGCCGGUACUUAUUAUCGCAACUCUUGCUUCUGUGGUGGGAAGUCAAGCAAUAAUUUCAGCUACCUUCUCAAUAGUCAGUCAGUGCAGGGCACUGAGGUGCUUCCCACGUGUGAAGAUCAAACAUACAUCAAAUCAGAUACAUGGGCAGAUAUACAUACCUGAGGUGAAUUGGAUGUUGAUGAUGUCAUGUCUUGCUGUGGUUAUUGGAUUCAGAGACACUCGUAUGAUAGGCAACGCAUAUGGGCUUGCUGGAGUGACAGUGAUGUUCAUCACAACCUGCUUGAUGUUUUUAAUUAUUAGCACGGUUUGGAAGAAAAAUGUUCUUCUGGCAGUCUUGUUUUUCGUAGUCUUCGGAUCUCUAGAACUACUCUAUAUUUCUGCCUGUCUUGGUAAAGUACAUCAUGGAGGCUGGCUUCCCCUCCUAUUCGCUCUUGUAAUUGUGUCUUUGAUGUCUAUCUGGAAUUAUGGGACCAUGAAGAAAGAUGCAUUUGAGCUGGAAAACAAGGUAUCAUUGGACAGGCUUCUAAGCCUUGGGCCAAGCCUAGGUAUAGCAAGGGUCCCUGGAAUCUGCCUACUUUACUCUAAUGUUGCCUUUGGUCUACCUCCAAUGUUUGCACAUUUUGUCACAAACUUCCCUGCAUUUCAUCAUACUCUCAUCUUUGUGACCCUUAAGUCUUUGAUGGUUCCAAAAGUUCCAGUUGUUGAGCGUUUUCAUGUAAACCGAAUUGGCCCACCAGAGUUAUCUAUUUUCCGGUGUAUUGUAAGGUAUGGAUACAAGGAAGUGAGAGAUUGCUACAACUUUGAAACCCAACUGAUUGAAAAGGUGGCAGAGUUUUUGAAACAGGAGAGUACUAUUGAAGACAUGACAGUUAGAGGGCAGUCACCAAACCAUAUAUCUGCUGCAGUGGGAAACGAGGUUUGUCAUGACAUUGCUGAGCAGCGGAGGAAGGAGGUUAGUGGGGGCAGUGGUGAGCAGUGGAGUAACACAGGGUUUCAAAGUUUGGGAUCCUGUCAGGAGAUGAAGAAACUCAUGGAGGCAAGGGAAGCUGGUGGCGUGGCCUACAUGAUGGGCAAUCCUUAUAUUGUGGCAAGUGGGGUAUCACCAUUCCUGAAGAAGUUUGCCAUUAACAUUGUCUAUGGUUUUCUGAGACGGAAUUGCAGGCAUCCAGCAAUUGCACUUGGAGUUCCACAUACCUCACUGCUUGAAGUGGGAAUGCUUUAUCAGGUGUAA